This is a messenger RNA of Megalopta genalis, 1455 nucleotides long. It is a transcript of the gene Mvd, whose product is annotated as mevalonate diphosphate decarboxylase. Gene Ontology annotation, biological process: isopentenyl diphosphate biosynthetic process, mevalonate pathway; isoprenoid biosynthetic process. NCBI's taxonomy places the organism in Eukaryota, Metazoa, Arthropoda, Insecta, Hymenoptera, Halictidae. The record is from RefSeq and is a predicted model, not a curated record. Gene Ontology annotation, cellular component: cytosol. Gene Ontology annotation, molecular function: diphosphomevalonate decarboxylase activity.
GAAUAUGAGUAUGUGAGUGCGGUAGAGUUUGUUUAAGAAAAUGACAAUCUAGUGAACGGAUAGUUAAUGCUUAUAUGAAUAUAAACGGUGCGCGCUACUUUAGAAUGCGUUAUUCCGUAUUCCGUAGCAGACGUAGACGUUUACUUUUGUGGUGAGUGGUAAGUGGUACUUUGGAUCAUGAGUACCGUUACCUGUAUUGCACCUGUUAAUAUUGCUGUAAUAAAAUAUUGGGGCAAAAAAGAUGAAACAUUAAUAUUACCAGCAAAUGAUUCUAUUAGUGCCACCUUAGAUACAGAUCAGUUAUGUGCAAAGACUACUGUAAUGGUCAGUCCACAUUUUAAAGAAGAUUCUAUAUGGUUAAAUGGAAAGGAAGAAAACAUCAGGAAUCCCAGAAUACAAUCCUGUUUAGCAGAGAUUAGAAAACGUGCAGGAGCUUCCAAUGCUAUAGGAAAAUGGAAAAUUCAUAUUUGCUCGGAGAAUAAUUUUCCAACUGCGGCUGGUUUAGCCUCUAGUGCAGCUGGCUAUGCUUGUUUGGUAGCAGCACUAGCUAAGCUAUACGAAGUGGAGGGUGACAUCAGCUCAAUCGCUCGUGUUGGCUCUGGAUCAGCAUGCCGCAGUGUUUUAGGAGGCUUUGUGAGAUGGCACAUGGGUUCUGAUCCAAGUGGAACUGAUAGUAUAGCAAAACAAAUUGUACCUGCCUCUUAUUGGCCAGAAAUGAGAGUAUUGAUAUUAGUUGUAAAUGCUGCACAGAAAAAAGUCUCUAGUGCAGUUGCAAUGAAAAGAGGCAUGGAAACAUCGGAGCUGUUGAGACACAGAGUAAAACACAUUGUGCCAAUAGCAGCAAAUAAAAUGCAACAAGCAAUAAUAGAAAAGGACUUCAAAACUUUUGCCAAACUCACUAUGAAGGAUUCUAAUAAUAUGCAUGCAACGACUUUAGAUACAUAUCCUCCGUGUAUUUAUUUAGAUAAUACCUCACAUGCAGUUAUUGAUUUAAUUCAUUCUUAUAAUAAUGCUUCUAAUGAUACAAAGGUUGCGUAUACAUAUGAUGCAGGACCAAAUGCUACAUUGUAUCUUUUAGAAAAAGAUGUUCCAGAAGUUAUGGGUGUAAUAGAUUAUUUCUUUCCACCGUUACAGGACAAUUUAGUUGAAUAUAGGAAAGGAUUGCCUAUGGAAACAGUUAAACCUUCGCAAAAUUUGUUAGAUAAGAUAAACAUUCGAAAGCACGAACCAGGAUGUUUUAAAUAUAUUAUUUAUACACGAGUUGGUGAUGGUCCUAAGUAUCUUGAGAAUCCCAAAGAUCAUUUGUUAAACAAUCAAGGGUUGCCGAUUCAUCACAUAUAAAUUUUUCGUAGUAGAAACUUUAACAAUGCAACAUGAUAAAUUAUAAUUAUCUAUGAAAUGUUUUUAAUGAAAAAUGAUAUUUAGCACAAGAAAAUAAAGUUUAGUGUAUAGUUA